Molecule: messenger RNA, 741 nt
Organism: Aspergillus vadensis CBS 113365
Lineage: Eukaryota; Fungi; Ascomycota; Eurotiomycetes; Eurotiales; Aspergillaceae
Exons: 2
Coding region: 394-633 (79 amino acids)
Source: RefSeq, a predicted model, not a curated record
GUUCGACAGGCAGUUGCAGGGCUUUUCCCUCCGUAACUCUUUGAAUGUGCCUUCAGGGAUUACUAGUAUAGUACCCUCUUCCUCUCUGUUUCCAGUGACAGUUGACACUGUCAAGAGUAGAAUGGCCAGAUCCCCUGCGAAGUGUCAGUCUCCACAUCCGCAGCUGCCAAAUGUCCUUAUCUUGGUUUAUUUAUUGAGUUGCUUUUUCGCUGAUUUAUGCUGCAUUCGUCUGUUGCGGAAUGCAAGUGCAGGUCUCUCUUCCUACCGUACAGUCACGACAAGUCCUCGGUAACUGACGACGGAUACCCUAGCCUAGAAAGUUGUUGGGACGAAUCGGAACGAUAUCAUCUUGCAUGAAUGGCGGGAGGAGAAGGACGGAAGAGAAAAAAGAAAAUGAGAAGAAAAAGUGAGGGAGAAAAAGAAAGCAAGAGAAUGAAACAAAGAAAGGUGAGAUUCAGGUACUCUGUGCUCCGUGAUGUGUCAAGUGCCGUGACAAAGUACGUACAGCGGACGAGGCAACCAGGCUUUGCGGACCUGGUGGGCUACAAGGGCCCCCUUCCAUACUUACUUACUGUAGUGACCCUAACUAUCGGCAGUGAGGCACCUGACAAAGCACCACCCACCACCCCAUAGCUAGUAGCAUAUGUACCAUGUACCAUGUAUCCCCGGCCAGGGAACGGCCAGGGAGCGCGCACAGAGACCGACCUUUGUUAGAGGGAGGGGGAAGGAAGGCGGAAUAAG